Messenger RNA from Lutzomyia longipalpis, 1976 nucleotides. It is a transcript of the gene Pdfr, whose product is annotated as PDF receptor. Gene Ontology annotation, cellular component: plasma membrane. The record is from RefSeq and is a predicted model, not a curated record. The transcript is spliced from 7 exons. Lineage: Eukaryota; Metazoa; Arthropoda; Insecta; Diptera; Psychodidae. Gene Ontology annotation, molecular function: G protein-coupled peptide receptor activity. The coding region runs from base 420 to 1772 and encodes 450 amino acids. Gene Ontology annotation, biological process: cell surface receptor signaling pathway; adenylate cyclase-modulating G protein-coupled receptor signaling pathway.
AUUUGCAUCUUUGGCAUCACGCGGUUCAGUUGCAUUUCCUUACGCUUUGGCGUCGCGCACGUGGGUUAAACUUAUCACACAUUGCCUCUGUUAUUUUUUAUGGAGGUGAAAAUUCAAGUGGAAUAACAAGUUAAUUUUUUUUCUUGAGGAAAGAAAGUGAAGGAAAAGACAUUUGGUGGAGAACCCUCUUUUAUGUUGAUGUGGUGUAACACUUUUCCCGCCAUCACUUUCCCAUUGUGAAUAAUUGACGAAAAUUGCGCCAAUUUGCCAGUUGGAUCACAACGUCCACAACGGACUUCCUCAAAUGUGCCCCCAUUGAGAGUCCUCGUCACGGAAUACUUAAGCUUUAAUGUGAUAUCCUCCAGCAGGAGUGCCAAUGACAGACAGGAAGCACUGGUGGUGCUGGAUGUGGAGUAACAAUGUCCACUGAGGCUGACACAGACUUGAAUUAUUUCUUACUCAAUCGGACUUUUGAGUCAUGUGCGCUUAAAUAUGAGGACUACGUUAUGCCAUUGACAGCAUCCUAUUGUAAUUGGACGUGGGACAGUGUGCUGUGUUGGCCUCCAACUCCCGCGGGUGCCAUUAUAAGACAACGAUGCCCCUUUCGACAUGGUCUGGAUCCCACGAGAUACGCGGAGAGACGUUGCAGCACCAAAGGUGAGUGGAUUGGGCGGAAUGGUACGUCUGAUGCCCAAAGUCAGACAGGAUGGACCAAUUAUACUCCCUGCUACACACCUGAAAUGCGACACAUCAUGAAUUUGCUCUACCUCAACGGCGACACAGCCAAGGAAAAAUUUGAUAUAGCCGAAAGGACACGAAUCCUGGAAAUUGUUGGCUUCAGCAUCUCCCUAACAGCUCUAAUACUUUCCCUGAUAAUCUUCUGGCGCUUUCGUAGUCUGCGGAACAUUCGGACGCGCAUCCACAAGAAUUUAUUCGUUGCAAUGGUCAUUCAGGUACUCAUCCGCCUAAUCCUCUACAUUGAUCAGGCACUAAUGAGGGCCAAUUAUGGUGAUGGCGGCAUAGGACGUCAAGGGAUUGAUAACACUCCUUUCCUGUGUGAAGCCUGUUACAUCUUCCUGGAAUACGCCAGGACCGCCAUGUUUAUGUGGAUGUUCAUUGAGGGGCUGUACCUGCACAACAUGGUGACUGUAACGGUUUUUCAAGUGCAGUUUCCCUUUAUGAGCUACGUUGCCCUCGGCUGGGGUGGACCCAUCUUCCUCACGGCCAUUUGGGCCACAAUCACAGCCACCUACCAAUCCCACCAACACUGCUGGUGGGGCUACAAUCUCACCUACUCCUACUGGAUCCUCGAAGGGCCACGACUGACUGUUAUUUUGCUAAAUUUCAUCUUCCUGCUCAACAUCAUCCGUGUACUGGUGGUGAAGCUGCGGCAAUCCCAUACAAGUGACAUUGAGCAGGUGCGAAAAGCUGUCCGAGCAGCCGUUGUGCUGCUACCCCUUCUUGGUAUUACGAAUAUCAUUUCAAUGAUGGCGAAUCCACUCAAGGACUCUGUGCUGGAAUUUGCACUUUGGUCCUACAUCACGCAUUUCCUCACCUCCUUCCAAGGCUUCUUCAUUGCACUCUUGUAUUGCUUCCUCAAUGGUGAAGUUCGAUGCGCAAUUGUCAAGAGUUUUCGUGUCUAUGUGGAUUUUCACGGGGAUUGGGCAACGCAGCCGCCACCACGACGGCAAUCCUUCUACAGUGUAGCCUACACCCCAGCUGCAGCAGCUACUACACCCACAAUUCCCAUGAAUCUCCAGAGAUUCACGUAAAUUCGCGCAAAAUGGCGCGUUUUUGGUGGUUUUUUGCCGUUGACAGACGCCAUGUUGUUUUUUGCAAAAACGGUUUCACGCAUACAAAUUUUUGUUUUGCAAGAAGUUUUGAUGAAAUUGAGAAGAAAAACAAGAGUUGUACAAUUUUACACAAAUAUAGUUUUAUUGUGCAAAAUAAAAUGGUUUAUUUUAUGAAGAAAAAAA